GUAUCGAAUUAAACAUUUUACGGAGUGAAAUUACUCCAAUUUAAUUAAUUCAGCGCACUGACUUAUUGGUAAUUGGAAGUAUGUGUGUGUUUGAAAACAAAGAACAUCUGUUUUACACUUGACAUAACAAAACUUUCAAACAAAGUGUAUUUCUGUCAGCCGUGGUUUUAUAACUUAAAUUCUGUACUAUACACAAAUAAUAAGUUUUUUGAGAGAAAACUGGGGAUAAAUUAUGGAUUUUGAUAGUCCGGACGUUGAAAAAGAUUUCCCGGGGCUGUACGCUUCGGAAUCAGGUGCAAAUAAAAAAAAGGAAGAAAGUGAUUUUAGUGAAGGUGAUCAUGAAAAGUUAAGCAAAAAGGAGUUGUUGAUUGGCAGAAGAAAAGAUAAAAAAGAAAAGAAAGAUUUAAGAUAUGCAACUUUACAAGGAAGUGAAAGUUCCCCAGAAGAAGAGUUGGAAACUAAAAGUCCAUCUAAAUCCACCAAAAAAUCAAAAGCUUUUAAAUUUACUUCAUCUAAAAGUAAAGAAAAACGAGAGAAAUCCCGCGAAAAAAGUGACAAAGAUCUGAAAGAGAAGGAUGUUUCUGAAUCUAAAGAAAAAGAAAAAGAUAAAAAAAAAGAUAAAGAGAAAAGGGACAAAGAAAAAAAAGACAAAACUAAGGACAAAGACAAGGAUAAAAAGGAUAAAAAAUCAAAACAAGCAAGUAUUUGUGAAGAAGUACUUGAACUAGGUGAUGUGCAGCCUGUUUUUGGCGUUUCCGUGUCUUUAGCUACUGAGCGUAGCCACUGUCAUGAUGGAAUAGAUUUACCAUUAGUGGUUAGAGAUUGCAUAGAUUUCUUACAGGAAAACGGCUUACAAAAUGAUCAAAUUUAUAAAGUAGAACCCAUGAAAAGUCGUUUACAAUCAUUUAAAAGAUUAUAUAAUAACAGGGAAACCCAAAGCACAGAGGAAUUCGAGGUAUCCAUUGCUUGUGGUUUGCUAAAACUAUUUUUAAGAGAAUUACCUGAGCCGAUUUUAACAACAGAUUUAAUAACAAGAUUUGAAGAAGCAGCCUCUCACAAUGAGGUUACUCAAACCGAAGCAGAGCUUAAGCACUUGCUGGAUCAAUUACCAAGUUGUAAUAAAACUUUACUUUCUUGGAUAUUAUUACAUUUUGAUUCAGUUAUUCAAAAUGAAAAAUAUAAUAAAUUAAACGCCCAAAGCUUGGCAAUGUUACUCAGUCCACCAUUACAAAUGUCGCACAGGUUACUAGUUACACUUUUGUGUCAUUGCCCUAAUCUUUUUCCAGAUGUUAAAUUAGUUAAAUAUGUUCCACCAAUAACAUCUACAAGUCCAAAACUACCGGAAGAUCCACAUCAAAUACAAAUCGAAUUAAAGAAACAAGAGAGCUUAUUAACACAAAUUCAUUCGGAAAUGAAUGCUGGUUUUUUUUCUAAAAAACGCGAAGAACAGUUAUGGGAGGUACAACGUAUAAUAACCCAACUUAAAAGAAAAUUAAGAUCAUUUGAAAAAAGGCAAGAUACCUUAGAAAGUGGUAAUUCGGCAGCUGGAAAUAAUACAACAGAAACUCCAAUUACUACUGGACCAACAACUACAUGGUCGGAAGAUGAUUAUUCUCUCAAAAGUUUUAAUAUAGAAGGGGAAACAAAGUUAUCUCCUCAAGACAUUCCAGAAGUAAUUCCUGAGCAACAAAUAAUUGAAAGUGUUGGUGAUUUAUUAGAUGAUCCCAAUAAUCCUGAUAAAUUAUAUGUGCAUGAAUCAGGUUUACUAAUGGUUCCAGAAUCUCAUCCAAGUUAUGCUGCUUUACUGAAACUACAACUAGAAAACCAGGAGUUAUUGCAAUGGAAGUCGCAAUUGCAAAGUAGAAUUAAUUCGGAAAGAGCAGAAUUAUUAAAAUUGAAAAAAUUACUUUCCAAUGUAGAGCAAAAUCAACUGCAAACUUCUAGAAAUACUUAUUGGAAUGAAGAUGGGGAUUAUGAAAGGGUUAUUGAAAGAUAUAUAAAAGAAAAUAAUUUAUUAGAGCAAAAAAAACAAAUGUUAGCACAAGAAAUUUUUGAAGAGCAUAGGGCUCUGAUUCAGUUGAAAGUUGAUAUAGGGGUACAGGCUUUUAAAGCUUAGCAUAAAAAUAACUAAAUUAUAUAAAAACUAAGAGUUUUUAAUACUAACUUUCGAUAUUUUGCUUUCAUUGACAAAUUUUAACAUUUAAGUUUUAAUAUUUAAAAUUUAUUGCUUUAUUAUGUUUAUUUUUAAAUUAAAAAUUCUAAUUCUAUUGCAUAA
Molecule: messenger RNA, 2275 nt
Organism: Condylostylus longicornis
Lineage: Eukaryota; Metazoa; Arthropoda; Insecta; Diptera; Dolichopodidae
Gene: Rlip
Product: ralA-binding protein 1
Exons: 5
Coding region: 233-2116 (627 amino acids)
Biological process (GO): small GTPase-mediated signal transduction
Molecular function (GO): small GTPase binding; GTPase activator activity
Source: RefSeq, a predicted model, not a curated record